Molecule: messenger RNA, 694 nt
Organism: Homalodisca vitripennis (glassy-winged sharpshooter)
Lineage: Eukaryota; Metazoa; Arthropoda; Insecta; Hemiptera; Cicadellidae
Product: claspin-like
Exons: 5
Biological process (GO): mitotic G2 DNA damage checkpoint signaling; activation of protein kinase activity; mitotic DNA replication checkpoint signaling
Molecular function (GO): anaphase-promoting complex binding
Source: RefSeq, a predicted model, not a curated record
AACUUGUCAGAGGAAGAGUGGGAGAGUGAGGAUGAGGACGAGAGAGGUCUGGACACUCUGGAGAUGGGAGGAAGCAGAUCGGGAGCACAUAGACCAGCGGCGACUUCAGCGAGAGUUGGGCCAGAUGCACAUGAAGCAGAUGCUGAUAGAGGACAAGAAAGACAUCCGACUAUUGCAGGAGAUGCUGUUGGAGGAUGGAGAACUACACAUUCAGAAGGAAGAAGGCAGAGACUGUUCCGAUGGUCCAACAACAGUCAUUUUUGGAGAGGAAGAUAACAAAGCCCAGAUACACUCUGAUGACGACAAUGCUGAUGAGGAUGAAGAUGAAGAGAGUUGGCGAAGAUCACGACAUGAAAGAGAACAAUAUCUUAAGGAACACAAGAGGGAAUCAGACAGUCAGCUGCUGAAGUUGGGACAGAAAGCUCUCAAGAGAAUGAGCAGUAGUAGUCAAGAGACCAAACUUACUCCCACCGUGGACCCACUGGCCUCACCUAACCCUAAGAAGCCCUUCCAGCAGUUGCUGAAGAGAGGCUCGUUCCUGACAAGAGGGGAGCAGGUGCUGUCUCGCCUUGCGCAGAUGGUGGCCAGCUCAGAUGCUACAACCAAUGUUAACCAACCGAAGAAUUCCCGCAACUUUGUCUUUGCCUCCAUCAGCCCUACCAAAGAUAAAGGGGAAGAACCCAAGCCUAUCCAG